AUGGAUCGCCCGGGCACCCCGUCGCUGCCUCCAGAAUACACACUGCCUAGCUACGAGGAUGAGCACGAUACCCCUACUGGCCAGAGUGCUGCUGCCAUCAGGCUGCUGACAUCCUUCGAGGAGCCCUUCGACCACAGUUCGUCGCGUACAACACGGCCAUCGUAUCAGCCAAGUGUCGUUUCGUCACACUCCAGAUCAGACUCAGUCCUAGAUGAGACGCCCAGCAUGCCUCCUCCCGAUUCAAGCUACGUGCCUUUCACAAACAGGGAGACCACCUCUCCUCAUCGGCCUUGGACUCCAUCUUCCAGAGUAUCCGAAUUUUCACGGCCGCCGCCCUCAAACGUAUCCUACGAGCCUCCAGAUCUCAACGGAAGCCCGAGGCCUGGCACCCCAUCUUCGCGAUAUGGAGGAAGCCCUCGACGCCCUUUGCCCCCAGCACCGCUAUUCUCCAAGUCGAGCCGUACUUCCCAAGCUUUUGCCGACGAUGCAACUGUAACGAUCCCUCUCGACGGCGGCGACGAUGUCUUUGGCCCGGAGACUGAUCUAAGCGAUUCUCGGCCUCUGCCCAUCCACCGUGACUCGUUCAUGUCAGGAUCUCAAGAAACACUCAAUGAGGAGGCAGGGAGCUACGACAAGGUCGAGCACUAUGGUCCGGCUCCCGAUGGCGCCCAGGAACGGAGAGGAGUGCGAGCCCCUCAAAUGUCCAAAAAGGAGGUCCAACUCAUCAACGGAGAAUUAGUUCUGGAGUGCAAAAUUCCCACCAUCCUGUACAGCUUUCUUCCACGUCGCAACGAGGUCGAAUUUACGCACAUGAGAUACACGGCGGUUACGUGUGAUCCAGACGACUUCGUUGACAGGGGAUACAACUUACGACAAUCCAUCGGCAGAACCACGCGGGAAACAGAGCUUUUCAUAUGUAUCACCAUGUACAACGAAGAUGAGAUCUGCUUCACAAGGACCAUGCACGCUGUAAUGAAGAAUAUUUCACACUUUUGUUCUCGCUCACGCUCAAGAACAUGGGGUGAGAAUGGCUGGCAAAAGAUUGUUGUUUGCAUCAUCUCGGAUGGCCGCGAAAAGAUUCACCCACGAACACUUGACGCCUUGGCCGCCAUGGGUGUUUAUCAACAUGGCAUUGCAAAAAACUAUGUCAACAACCGUGCUGUCCAGGCUCACGUCUACGAGUACACAACUCAAGUCUCGCUGGACGCUGACUUGAAGUUCAAAGGCGCCGAAAAGGGCAUUGUCCCGUGUCAGCUCAUAUUCUGCUUGAAAGAAAAGAACGCCCGCAAACUGAACUCUCACCGUUGGUUUUUCAACGCAUUUGGAAAGGCACUGAAUCCCAAUGUUUGCAUUUUGCUCGACGUGGGAACACGACCUGGAAGCAAUUCUCUCUACCACCUUUGGAAAGCAUUUGACACCGAUUCCAACGUCGCAGGUGCCUGUGGCGAGAUUAAAGCUAUGAAGGGAAGAUUCGGAUCCAAUUUGCUCAAUCCGCUGGUUGCCUCACAGAAUUUCGAAUACAAGCUGUCAAACAUCCUUGACAAACCGUUGGAAUCUGUGUUUGGCUACAUCACUGUCCUCCCGGGUGCCCUUAGUGCCUACCGAUAUCAUGCCUUGCAAAAUGACGAAACCGGUCACGGGCCACUUAGCCAGUAUUUCAAAGGCGAAACGCUUCAUGGACAGCAUGCCGAUGUAUUCACAGCGAACAUGUACUUGGCCGAAGACCGUAUUCUAUGCUGGGAGUUGGUAGCCAAGCGAGGGGAGAGAUGGGUGCUCAAAUAUGUGAAGAGCUGCACAGGAGAGACUGAUGUUCCCGAUGCUGUCCCAGAGUUUAUUUCUCAGCGACGACGUUGGCUAAACGGCGCUUUCUUCGCGGCUGUUUAUUCCCUGGUUCAAUUUCGUCAGAUUCUGGCAACCGAUCAUACCAUUGCACGCAAGAUUCUGCUUUAUAUUGAAUUCGUGUAUCAGUUUGUGCAACUUUUAUUCACAUAUUUCUCACUCGCCAACUUCUAUCUUACUUUCUACUUCGUUGCUGGCGGUCUCACAGACAAAGCAGUCGACCCCUUUGGUCACAACAUUGGCAGCGUAAUUUUUACCAUUCUGAGAUACACUUGUGUGCUGCUGAUUGCGACACAAUUCAUUCUCUCGCUCGGUAAUAGACCCCAAGGAGCCAAGAAGCUUUAUCUAGCUAGCAUGAUCAUAUACGGGGUAAUCAUGACCUAUACCAGCUUUGCCUGCAUCUACAUUGUUGUUCGGCAACUCACAGGCAAAAGUCAGGAUUUUGCAAUCGGCAACAAUGUUUUCACGAAUCUCAUUGUGUCAAUGGCGUCGACAAUUGGAUUGUACUUUGUCAUGUCAUUCCUCUACUUGGAGCCGUGGCACAUGUUUACGUCGUCCCUGCAGUACUUCUUGCUUCUGCCGAGCUACAUCUGCACCCUGCAAGUUUACGCCUUCUGCAACACCCAUGACGUUACCUGGGGCACGAAGGGUGACAACGUGAUGAAGACAGACCUUGGAGGGGCUGUUGGCAAAGGAGAGACGGUCGAACUUGAAAUGCCAAGUGAACAGCUUGAUAUCGACAGUGGUUAUGAUGAGGCGCUGCGCAAUCUUCGCGAUCGCCUUGCUGUGCCUGCUUCGCCCGUGAGCGAAGCCCAACUUCAAGAGGACUACUACAAGAGCGUACGAACGUACAUGGUUAUCAGUUGGAUGAUCGCCAACGGGAUACUAGCAAUGGCUGUUUCCGAAAUCUACAACAACAAGGGAAUCGGUGACAACUUUUAUCUGCGCUUUAUUUUGUGGGCCGUCGCCUCGUUGGCAAUUUUCCGAGCAUUAGGGUCGACAACGUUCGCCAUCAUCAACGCGAUAAACAUUGUCGUGGAGGGCAGGAUACGAAUGAAUGUCAGGAUUCCGUCCUGGAUGGGCGUUUUUGGGAGCAAAAUCAGCGAGACAGUUAGCAGCGUGGGAAGCAGCCUAAAAAGUUGA
Messenger RNA from Metarhizium album ARSEF 1941, 2982 nucleotides. RefSeq names its product class 2 chitin synthase. The transcript has 3 exons. Gene Ontology annotation, cellular component: cell septum; cell periphery. NCBI's taxonomy places the organism in Eukaryota, Fungi, Ascomycota, Sordariomycetes, Hypocreales, Clavicipitaceae. Gene Ontology annotation, molecular function: chitin synthase activity. Bases 1 to 2982 code for a protein of 993 amino acids. The record is from RefSeq and is a predicted model, not a curated record.